AUGAACGGGGACGACCUGUUUGGAGGCUGGGGCGAGCCAGCAUGGGGCAACACAGGAACUGGAGCUGCGACCAAUGCCGCCUCCCUAUCGCUCGGGUUAUGGGGGAACACAGCAGAUGAACUGCGAUGCGGAAUGUGCGGGCACUACUACAACGAUCCCCGCACCCUCGGUUGCGGGCACAGCUACUGCGCCUCCUGCCUGACCCAAAGCGCAGCUGGAGUGGGCGCGGUGGGUUGCCUGGUGUGCGGACGCCAGGAGCGAUUGCCGCCACUGAUGGGCGUCGACGGGCUCCAGAAGAACUACGAUCUGGCCGACCGCGCCGAAGCUGCCGCCCGAUCCGCGCCGCCCGACGAGGCCGAUGACACCUCCGCCGGCGGCGCCUACGAUUUCCAGGACUUCCAGGCCGCCUUGCCCCCGACGAUCCCGCAGCACCAGCCGGCACCUGCGCUCAUGCCGAUGCUCUCGCCUGUGUCUGCCGCACCUACGUCUGCGGCGGCGCCGGCUGCGCGCCCGUCGGGAGCGCCGGCCGCGUUCGAUCCCUUUGGCGACCUGCUCCAGCCCGCUUCAGCGGCGGCAGCGCCGGUGGACUUCUUCGGCGGUGGUGGCGGUGGCUCGAGUCCGUUCGCGUCGUCGACUUCGUUCCUGGCGCCCGUGCCCGCCACCGUGGCCGCGGCCGCACCGGCCAAGCCGGCCACGCCGCAGCACGCCAAGCUCGCCGUGCGCGAGGACCUCACCGAGAGCAUGGACGAAUUCACCAAAUUCCUUCUCACCGAGGCCAAGAGCUCGACGCCGGUGUCGGCCAACCCGUACUUCCCGAACGGAGAUCCGUUCGCCAUGCCGGCGCCGGCGCCGGCCAAGAAGGCGCCGCUGGCCUUUCUCUCAUCGUCGCCGCCGCCUUCAUCGCCCGCCGCCGCCACGUCGGCGCCCACCACCCCGACGGCCCAGAGCAGCUACCGGGUCUCCUCCGUCGUGCCCUCGCGCGUCACGCCCACGUCGUCAUCGUCGUCGUCGGCCACCGCCUCUUCGUCGUCGAUGACCUCCAUGUACCCAUCGUCGUCACCCUAUCACCCGUCGUCGUCCGCGUCGGCCUACCCCAUGCUGUCGUCAUCGCCGCCCUCCGCGUCGUCGGCCGGCCUCUCCUCGUCUCCGCCGCCGGCGACCUCCGCCUCAGACUCAUCGUCGUCGACUGUGUCUGGAUCGACUUCGACGUCGUCUUACCUCUCUUCGAUGUCGCCCGCGAGCUGGUUCUCCAAGAAAGACUCCACCAAGGCCGCGUCGUCAUCCGCGUCGGCUUCGUCCUCGUCGUCGUCAUCAUCGACCUCGUCCGGGGUCCUAUCGUUCUUCACCACCAAGUCGAGCACCGCGCCGGCUGCCACGGCCACCACCGCCGCCGCUGCCGCUCCGGCCGCCGCGGUCGCCCACUCUGCAGCAGCUCCCCCGAGGCCCGCCGCUCCGGCCCAGCAUCACCACCACCACUCGCAGGCGGUGACGGACCACAGCCAGCACCAGGACGCGGGGCGCAUCAAUUUUUCAAACUUUUUGCUGCAGAAGGAGGGCAUCCGGCAGAAGUUCAACGGGUGGCUCGAGUCCCUGUGGUUCAAGCCCGCGGGCUUCUUCGACAACGUGCAGAGCGCCACCAUGCAGUUCGUCUUCGUCCCCUUCUGGAUGUUCGACGUCAAGGUCCAGACCGCCUACCAAGGCAAGGUGUGUCGGGUGGUGAUGACCGGCAGCGACGCGCAGGCCAAGAAGGUGGAGUCGUGGAGCGAGGCCCAGGGCAACCGCUCGGCGCUCUACCCGCACAAGACCGUGUGCGCGUGCCAGUCGGUCCAGGAGCGCAAGCUUGUCCAGCAGUUCACGGCGCCCUGGCAGGUCAACAAGAUCCACUUUGGCGUGGACCGCAACCCGCAGCAGCCGCCGCAGGCCCCCCAGCAGCAGCCGCCGCAGCACCAACAGCCCGCCGAGGAGGGCUGGGCCGUGGGCAAGUUCUUCAAGAAGAUCGCAGAUUCGGUGGAAAAGGCCGCGGCCAUGCCCGCCACUGUCGUCAAGCCCCCGCCUCCGAACCUGCUGCUGCCGGCGCUGCCGUGGGAGGGCGUGUGGAAGGAGUUCGAGGCCGAGCUAGUCAAGCUCGAGACCCAGGAGUGCUCCAACAAGCUCCGCGUCGAAAACGGCGCCGACAAAGUCAAAGACGUGGCGCUCAACUACCAGGUGCAGCUCAACAGGCGGCUGGUCUACUUCCCCGUGUGCCUCACCUCCUAUCAGUACAACGGCAAACUCUACCGGGUGGUGAUCAACGGGCACACGGGCGAGGUGAUCGGCGACCGGCCCUACGGUACCGGCAAGAUCGGCGAGCUGGGCAAGGCCGGCCUCUCGGUCGUCGGCGACUACCUCUUUAAGAGAGGCGGCUCCUCCUCUUCAUGA
Molecule: messenger RNA, 2418 nt
Organism: Acanthamoeba castellanii str. Neff
Lineage: Eukaryota; Discosea; Longamoebia; Acanthamoebidae
Product: zinc finger, C3HC4 type (RING finger) domain containing protein
Exons: 10
Coding region: 1-2418 (805 amino acids)
Source: RefSeq, a predicted model, not a curated record